UUGAAAUGCCCUACGUGCGGGAAAAAUUACAAGAGACGAGCCUGGUACAUUAAACACCUAAAAACACAUAAUGGUGUUGAAGCACGACAUUCGUUGGUAAGUUCUUCAAUUAUCACUUCGGAUAGAGUUGACCCUCACGUAUCCCAUGGUGAACCAUUAACUGGAAACCACCAGGAGUCCAUUAACAUCCGGACACGUCUUAGCAUUCCUAACAUGAAACAAUCGACUUGGAAAGUUCACGACGACAAUUUAGCGGUCCUGUUAGGGCAUCCGGGCUCGAAGCAGGAAUUGAACUCGCAGGUAGAAACUUUCCAAAAUACCGUUUAUGACUACUUCAACGAGCAAUAUCCACCACGUAAUCAUUACGCUCGCAAAAAUAAAGAAAAUUCGUUUAAGAUAAAAAUGAGGAAGAAAAAACGGGAAUUAAUAAAAAAUCUACGUAUAGCCAAAGCUCUAGGCGACAACCACCUUAGUCAUCAGCUAGCUAGGGCGUUAAGGUCAAUCCUUAAAUUAAUUCAAGGAAUAUCGGCACAAACUGCAGAAUAUCGCGGUAAUUUUGACCGGGCCAAACAGGAAGUAGAUUUUGAUAAAAACCCUUUUGAGUAUUCGAAAACCAUUUUUAAGAAAGAACGCGGACAGCUUCUCUUGACCAACGAUCAAAUUUACGACCAUUUCAAGAGCACAUACGAAGCGCCUAAAAGUGUAAGGCUCUAUACGGAUCCAAACGAACAAAAACCGAAAAUUCCUCAUAUCGAUUUUCACGGCAUACCACCAACGUUAGACGAAAUAAGUAGUCACAUAAAGAGGAAAUCAUCUAAAUCUGCACCGGGCCCCGAUGGUAUCCCAUAUAUAGUCUUUAAAAAAUGUCCAUCGGUUCGUAAACACCUCAUAAAUAUAUACGGCAAAAUCUGGUCAAGGAAGCAAAUCCCGGAGUGUUUCGGGAAAGCAAUUUUUGUCCUCAUUCCCAAAAAAGAUCGAGUUACCGAUCCGAAGGAUACUAGACCGAUAGCCUUAACAAAUACAAUUUCUAAAAUCUUUUUCUCGGUCCUACAAACGAGAAUGACGCGAUUCAUGCUCAGCAACAAGUAUUUUAGGCCAAAUCACCAGAAAGGGUUUCUACCCGGGAUUUCUGGAUGCCUAGAACACAACACCUUGCUGUCGGAGAGUUUGAAAGAUGCUAGAAAAAGCGAGCGGCAAAUUACAGUUUGUUGGAUAGACUUAGAGAACGCGUUCGGGUCGAUACAACACGAGUUGAUGCUAUUCGCGCUUAGAUGGUACAACUUUCCACCCCUAGUUAGAGAUAUGAUCGCGUCGUAUUACUCAAAAUUAAGGUUUUCUAUAAUAACUAAAGAAGGCCCUUCAAAAAGUUUGAGUUAUAAUGUAGGACUGUUUCAAGGUUGUUGUCUAUCUCCAAUUGCGUUUAAUAUCGUAAUUAACAUCUUAGUAGACAAAUUAAUCUGUAACGAGAAAAAAUGGGGUUAUCGGUUUAAGUUUAAUAAUAAAUACACGGAAUCCAUUUUAGCCUUCGCUGACGAUCUCGCAAUACUGACACGUCACCCCAAACACUGUCAAGUACUAUUGGAUGAAGUGGAUAAAUUCUGUGAGUGGACGGAUGGAUUGAGGACAAAACCAAGUAAAUGUCACUGUUUGUGUCUUGGUAGGCGGAAUACAAGAUACACCUCAUACGAUCCGGGACUAUCGAUAGGCGGUCAAUGCGUUUCUACGGUUACGGAAGAUGCACCAUUCAAGUUUCUCGGUCGUAAGAUUGAUAAUAUAGGUCGUACUCCAUCUUUAGAAGGAAUAGUAGAUAGCUUUUUAAAUGAUCUUAACAAGGUAGAUAGCCAGCAGAUCAGUAACGUAAAAAAAGCAUGGAUCUACGAUAAUUACUUAACUUCACGUUUGAAUUGGCCUUUCCUCGUCUAUGAUUUUAGUAAAACCCUUUUAUCUAAAUUAGAUGCAGGCGUCAUAAAGAUGUUGAAGUUGUGGCUCGGGCUCGCGCUAACGGCUGAUUCAUCGGCUUUAUUCAGGGAUCGUAAUAGUUUUGGGAUGAAUCUAAAAAGACCAUCGGAGCUCUACAAACACCUAAGAGUUUCCAAGAGACAUAUCCUGGGAAAAUCCCAUGAUGACGUCGUUACAUCACUCCCAAAAGACAAUGAUGCCCCAGAGCUAGAGUCACGACUUCAAUUCCAUAAACAAUUUAUGAUCGGAGCGCAAAAUAACAGAGUAGGGUUAGGAUCAAGUAGGAAAGUCCAAGAUACGGAUAUAUUGAAGUCUUUUAUUCGGCAAGACGAGAACGAUAAAUACAAAAUCCAUGCAAUGAGUUUAGAAAUGCAGAACGAGUGGUUAGACAUAGGAGAUUUUUGCAUUCCACUAGCACUAAAAUGGCGCACCCUAAUUCAUGACUGGUCGCCAGCCUUGCUAAAAUUUUAUCUCAAUGCGUUCCAGAUGACUCUCCCAGAUCAGAGUAAUUUAGUAAGAUGGGGUAAAGGUACCGAAAAAACUUGCUAUAUCUGCGGAAAGGCAGUUGGAACUGCCAAGCAUUUGCUGGUGGGAUGUAGGGUUCUCCUGGACAGCGGUCAAUACUCGCGUCGUCACGAUAGGGUUUUAGAGAUCAUACGUUUUGUGAGAGAGGGCACCAGGGCUAUAAAAUCAAACGUCAAGCCUUACUCUAUCCUUAAAGCGGCUUCGGAUUGGACUAUCAUGAUGGAUACGUAUGAGAAACAAUACAAAAUCCCCGAGGAUAUUUGUGCGUCGGCCUCCAGACCAGACAUAUUUCUAUAUUCGCGUAUUUUAAAGCGCGUUGUGAUGAUAGAGCUUACGGUGCCUUGGGAAACCAACAUCCCCAAAGACCAUGCCAUCAAGGUCAAUAAGUAUUACGAGCUCACUAACGAACUAACUCGAAAUAGGUUCGUCGUUGAUUUGUACGCGGUAGAGGUGGGAGCGAGAGGUAUAACAGCUAAAUCUCUCUAUAACCUACUAAAAGACUUGGGCCUGUCCAGAACUAACAUUAAUUCAUUCUUAGAACGUACGUCGAAGGCAGCCCUAGUAGGUUCUUUUCAAAUUUGGUUAGGUAGGGAGAGGAACUUGGACAGUGGAGUCCGAGAGGGGGGGCGGAAGAUCUGUCCACCGGUCGAUUUAAACGGCGAAAACGGCGCGAAUACGGACUUGAAAUGCCCUACGUGCGGGAAAAAUUACAAGAGACGAGCCUGGUACAUUAAACACCUAAAAACACAUAAUGGUGUUGAAGCACGACAUUCGUUGGUAAGUUCUUCAAUUAUCACUUCGGAUAGAGUUGACCCUCACGUAUCCCAUGGUGAACCAUUAACUGGAAACCACCAGGAGUCCAUUAACAUCCGGACACGUCUUAGCAUUCCUAACAUGAAACAAUCGACUUGGAAAGUUCACGACGACAAUUUAGCGGUCCUGUUAGGGCAUCCGGGCUCGAAGCAGGAAUUGAACUCGCAGAUAAAAAUGAGGAAGAAAAAACGGGAAUUAAUAAAAAAUCUACGUAUAGCCAAAGCUCUAGGCGACAACCACCUUAGUCAUCAGCUAGCUAGGGCGUUAAGGUCAAUCCUUAAAUUAAUUCAAGGAAUAUCGGCACAAACUGCAGAAUAUCGCGGUAAUUUUGACCGGGCCAAACAGGAAGUAGAUUUUGAUAAAAACCCUUUUGAGUAUUCGAAAACCAUUUUUAAGAAAGAACGCGGACAGCUUCUCUUGACCAACGAUCAAAUUUACGACCAUUUCAAGAGCACAUACGAAGCGCCUAAAAGUGUAAGGCUCUAUACGGAUCCAAACGAACAAAAACCGAAAAUUCCUCAUAUCGAUUUUCACGGCAUACCACCAACGUUAGACGAAAUAAGUAGUCACAUAAAGAGGAAAUCAUCUAAAUCUGCACCGGGCCCCGAUGGUAUCCCAUAUAUAGUCUUUAAAAAAUGUCCAUCGGUUCGUAAACACCUCAUAAAUAUAUACGGCAAAAUCUGGUCAAGGAAGCAAAUCCCGGAGUGUUUCGGGAAAGCAAUUUUUGUCCUCAUUCCCAAAAAAGAUCGAGUUACCGAUCCGAAGGAUAAUAGACCGAUAGCCUUAACAAAUACAAUUUCUAAAAUCUUUUUCUCGGUCCUACAAACGAGAAUGACGCGAUUCAUGCUCAGCAACAAGUAUUUUAGGCCAAAUCACCAGAAAGGGUUUCUACCCGGGAUUUCUGGAUGCCUAGAACACAACACCUUGCUGUCGGAGAGUUUGAAAGAUGCUAGAAAAAGCGAGCGGCAAAUUACAGUUUGUUGGAUAGACUUAGAGAACGCGUUCGGGUCGAUACAACACGAGUUGAUGCUAUUCGCGCUUAGAUGGUACAACUUUCCACCCCUAGUUAGAGAUAUGAUCGCGUCGUAUUACUCAAAAUUAAGGUUUUCUAUAAUAACUAAAGAAGGCCCUUCAAAAAGUUUGAGUUAUAAUGUAGGACUGUUUCAAGGUUGUUGUCUAUCUCCAAUUGCGUUUAAUAUCGUAAUUAACAUCUUAGUAGACAAAUUAAUCUGUAACGAGAAAAAAUGGGGUUAUCGGUUUAAGUUUAAUAAUAAAUACACGGAAUCCAUUUUAGCCUUCGCUGACGAUCUCGCAAUACUGACACGUCACCCCAAACACUGUCAAGUACUAUUGGAUGAAGUGGAUAAAUUCUGUGAGUGGACGGAUGGAUUGAGGACAAAACCAAGUAAAUGUCACUGUUUGUGUCUUGGUAGGCGGAAUACAAGAUACACCUCAUACGAUCCGGGACUAUCGAUAGGCGGUCAAUGCGUUUCUACGGUUACGGAAGAUGCACCAUUCAAGUUUCUCGGUCGUAAGAUUGAUAAUAUAGGUCGUACUCCAUCUUUAGAAGGAAUAGUAGAUAGCUUUUUAAAUGAUCUUAACAAGGUAGAUAGCCAGCAGAUCAGUAACGUAAAAAAAGCAUGGAUCUACGAUAAUUACUUAACUUCACGUUUGAAUUGGCCUUUCCUCGUCUAUGAUUUUAGUAAAACCCUUUUAUCUAAAUUAGAUGCAGGCGUCAUAAAGAUGUUGAAGUUGUGGCUCGGGCUCGCGCUAACGGCUGAUUCAUCGGCUUUAUUCAGGGAUCGUAAUAGUUUUGGGAUGAAUCUAAAAAGACCAUCGGAGCUCUACAAACACCUAAGAGUUUCCAAGAGACAUAUCCUGGGAAAAUCCCAUGAUGACGUCGUUACAUCACUCCCAAAAGACAAUGAUGCCCCAGAGCUAGAGUCACGACUUCAAUUCCAUAAACAAUUUAUGAUCGGAGCGCAAAAUAACAGAGUAGGGUUAGGAUCAAGUAGGAAAGUCCAAGAUACGGAUAUAUUGAAGUCUUUUAUUCGGCAAGACGAGAACGAUAAAUACAAAAUCCAUGCAAUGAGUUUAGAAAUGCAGAACGAGUGGUUAGACAUAGGAGAUUUUUGCAUUCCACUAGCACUAAAAUGGCGCACCCUAAUUCAUGACUGGUCGCCAGCCUUGCUAAAAUUUUAUCUCAAUGCGUUCCAGAUGACUCUCCCAGAUCAGAGUAAUUUAGUAAGAUGGGGUAAAGGUACCGAAAAAACUUGCUAUAUCUGCGGAAAGGCAGUUGGAACUGCCAAGCAUUUGCUGGUGGGAUGUAGGGUUCUCCUGGACAGCGGUCAAUACUCGCGUCGUCACGAUAGGGUUUUAGAGAUCAUACGUGAAGCGGUUAGUCUUUCGGUAGCCAGAGCGCAAAGGGAAAUAACCACAAACGAGCGAUCAAUAGGUUUUGUGAGAGAGGGCACCAGGGCUAUAAAAUCAAACGUCAAGCCUUACUCUAUCCUUAAAGCGGCUUCGGAUUGGACUAUCAUGAUGGAUACGUAUGAGAAACAAUACAAAAUCCCCGAGGAUAUUUGUGCGUCGGCCUCCAGACCAGACAUAUUUCUAUAUUCGCGUAUUUUAAAGCGCGUUGUGAUGAUAGAGCUUACGGUGCCUUGGGAAACCAACAUCCCCAAAGACCAUGCCAUCAAGGUCAAUAAGUAUUACGAGCUCACUAACGAACUAACUCGAAAUAGGUUCGUCGUUGAUUUGUACGCGGUAGAGGUGGGAGCGAGAGGUAUAACAGCUAAAUCUCUCUAUAACCUACUAAAAGACUUGGGCCUGUCCAGAACUAACAUUAAUUCAUUCUUAGAACGUACGUCGAAGGCAGCCCUAGUAGGUUCUUUUCAAAUUUGGUUAGGUAGGGAGAGGAACUUGGACAGUGGAGGUGAGCGUAUAGCGCGCGUUAGUUAA
Molecule: messenger RNA, 6258 nt
Organism: Danaus chrysippus (African queen)
Lineage: Eukaryota; Metazoa; Arthropoda; Insecta; Lepidoptera; Nymphalidae
Source: the annotation of a GenBank genome assembly